AUGACUUUACAAGACGAACACGAGCGCCACACGUUCGAGUCGUACCUCUCCGACGGUGAGCGCGUCAUCGGAGUCACGUUUCCCGACGGUCGAAGGCGAGAGAAGCUGGACGAGACGACGUGGCGCGUGCGAUUGCUGCCGUUUGAGUUUUUGGGCCAACGCGUGACGGUGUACGCCACGCUCACGCUCACGCCGCUCGAGGAGGGAUUGACGAUCGGAGCGAAGGAACUGGAGUUCGUGGGAUUACCGAAAGAGAUGGAUUUACAAGGCAAGGUGAAACUCACGAUGGAAGGCGCGCUUCGACCGCCGAGGGGUGAUAAGACGGUGAACGGAGACGUGACGCUCACGCUCGACGCGGCGGUGAACGACUUCGUCGCGAUGACUCCGGGGUUGGAUUUCGUGGUCAACGGCAUCAACGAUACGGUACUGGCUAAUUUACAAGGUUCUAUCGAAGACAAUCUGCUCGCUGAUUACGCUCGAUGGUGGAAGCAAUGCCAGAGGUUGGCGGCGGUUCGCGCUUCUCGCGCCGCCGCCGCCGCCGCGACCGAGUGA
Molecule: messenger RNA, 552 nt
Organism: Ostreococcus lucimarinus CCE9901
Lineage: Eukaryota; Viridiplantae; Chlorophyta; Mamiellophyceae; Mamiellales; Bathycoccaceae
Exons: 1
Coding region: 1-552 (183 amino acids)
Source: RefSeq, a predicted model, not a curated record